AUGGCCGGGGGCAAAGGUUUUCCGGUGCUUUCUUUAUUUGUCUACGUCUUCACAUUGUCCCUACUGCAAUAUUCCACCAUUGCCAAGACGACCGGCUUCAGCUUGGAGCUACUACAUAGAGACUCUCCACUCUCUCCUCUGUACCCAGGAAACCUCACUCGGCUCCAACGACUCCAGAGGCUGGUGAAAAUUUCCGACGCUCGGAUGAACUAUUUGAAGUCUGCAAUGGCGAUUGAAACAUCCAAUACAACAGUGCAACCCGACAUGAUCCGUCCAAAGGUUGGAGCUGACACCUACCCUUUCCUCUAUGUGGUGCGAAUCGGCAUCGGCACCCCCUACAAAGGCUACAACUUGAUCAUGGACACCGGCAGCGAGCUCAUUUGGACUCAGUGCCAGCCCUGCAGCUCCUGUUUUGCUCAGAAAGAUCCCAUUUUCGACCCCAGACAAUCCCAGUCCUACCGCAAGCUUCCCUGCCAACACCCUCUCUGUAAGAACCUUCAAUGUGUUAAUGGAGAAUGCAUCUACACAAAACAAUAUGCAAGUGGGUCAUCAACCAAGGGAGUUCUCUCUUCUGAAACCUUCACUUUUCUGUCUAGUAAUCAGUCACUUGAGGCCAAAAAUGGUUUAUACUUUGGUUGUAGUAAUCAGAACCUUAACUUCAAGUUUGAUGGUGGAAUUGAUGGGAUAGUGGGAAUGAACAGAGGCGUCGUUUCCUUGGUAGCUCAGCUGCGUGACCAAAUCAAUCGACGCUUCUCUUACUGUUUGGUAGAAUCUGCUCUCUCAAUGAAGGUUACCAGCUAUCUAAGGUUCGGCAGCGACAUAGUCAUCAAGGGUGGAAAAUUGCAGAAAACCCCAUUUCUGCAAUACAAGAAGAACCCAAAUAUGUUCGCACUGGAUCUGGUAGAUAUCACUGUAGGAACCCACCGUAUGAAUUUCCAGCCGGGAACGUUUGCGUCGAAACCGGAUGGCAGUGGCGGCUGCAUCAUAGACUCUGGCUCUGCCUUCACUUACAUUGAUCAGAAGCCUUACGACAGCGUGAAGGGGGCAUUGAUGGAUUAUUUUGCGAACCAGAAGCUGAAGAGAAUUAACCAGAGGCCUUUGGGUUUAGAUCUCUGUUAUGUUUUGCCGACUAAUUUCAAUCUUUUUCCCAACUUUAUAUUCCACUUCCGAGGAGCUGAUCUAGAAGUGAUACCAGAGAAUGCCUUCUACGUUAGUCGAAAAGACAGGUUUUUCUGCCUAGCGAUGAAGCCAGACCAAGGGCUUACAACAUUGGGGGCAAUGCAGCAACAGAAUGUGCGGUUCAUAUAUGAUGCAAAUAGAAAUGCACUCUCCUUUGUUAGCGAGGAUUGCUCUAAAGAUGUAUCUUGA
This is a messenger RNA of Nelumbo nucifera (sacred lotus), 1368 nucleotides long. RefSeq names its product aspartic proteinase nepenthesin-1-like. Gene Ontology annotation, molecular function: aspartic-type endopeptidase activity. Gene Ontology annotation, cellular component: extracellular region. The record is from RefSeq and is a predicted model, not a curated record. Gene Ontology annotation, biological process: proteolysis. Lineage: Eukaryota; Viridiplantae; Streptophyta; Magnoliopsida; Proteales; Nelumbonaceae.